AUGUCUAACCCCCAGACCCCAUCGGCCGUGGCCUCGCUGCUUCGCCGCAACAAGCUCUUGAAACAGAGACAAGGUUUGUCGCAAGGUAGACGUGUCGAUUUUUUCCGCUACAAGCGGUUCGUUCGGGCCCUUAACUCACCAGAAUACAAGACCAAGUCCGGAAAUCAACCUGAUUUGUAUCCUCCAGUCAGCAACGACGAUGAAGCCCGCAAUGUGUUCAUCGAGCUGAUCAAGACCCAGUUGGUGGUACCGUGCCAAAAAUUACAUAGCGCAGAAUGCAAAGACCACGGUUUGAAACCCAACAAAGAAUACCCAAACCUACUGUUGUCUGACAAAGCAUUGCUACAACCAGACGAGUACUACACUUGGAAUUACAAUCCCAAAACGGUGACGGAUUAUUUGCUUGUCGUGGGUGUCGUGGUCGGGAUUCUUGCGUUCAUAGGGUAUCCUCUGUGGCCGACAUCGUUGAGAAGAGUAGUCUACUACGUUUCUCUGGCACUCUUGGCCCUAAUUGGGCUCUUCUUCGUGAUUGCAAUUCUGCGUUUCAUCAUCUACUUGCUCUCUUUGGCCGUUCACAGCGAAAAAGGCGGGUUCUGGUUGUUUCCCAAUUUAUUCGAAGAUUGCGGUGUGUUAGAGAGUUUCAGGCCUUUCUACGGCUUUGGCGAGACAGAGUGCUAUAGCUACAUCAAAAAGAUGAAGAGGAGAAAGCGCAAGACUGAAAAGAAGGUUCAAUGA
Messenger RNA from Lachancea lanzarotensis, 735 nucleotides. It is a transcript of the gene SEC62, whose product is annotated as LALA0S04e02806g1_1. Gene Ontology annotation, biological process: post-translational protein targeting to membrane, translocation. Gene Ontology annotation, cellular component: endoplasmic reticulum; endoplasmic reticulum membrane. The transcript has a single exon. The record is from RefSeq and is a predicted model, not a curated record. Bases 1 to 735 code for a protein of 244 amino acids. NCBI's taxonomy places the organism in Eukaryota, Fungi, Ascomycota, Saccharomycetes, Saccharomycetales, Saccharomycetaceae.